Messenger RNA from Pseudo-nitzschia multistriata, 2165 nucleotides. The record is from the annotation of a GenBank genome assembly. Lineage: Eukaryota; Bacillariophyta; Bacillariophyceae; Bacillariales; Bacillariaceae.
CACUUGUCACAGAACUCGUCGUAUUUCGUGCCGUUUUUGAAUGUAUUAGUCUCUAUUCUUUGGAGUGCUAGAUUUCAGAGGAAGAGUAGUUUUCGACAAGGAUCAAAGUAGACAGUCCGGCCAAAUGGCUUUGUUACCAUUUUCUGCCAUCACUCCAUUUUUAUUCUCAUUCGUUGCCAUAGCCAGUAACUGCAUUUAUCGUUCGGUACUACAAUGAGGAAUUUUACCAAGUUUCUAUUGGUUUUCGCCGUUUUAGUCAUAGUCCUCGAUCUUGGAUUUGUGCAAGGUUUCAUUGCAUGCGACAAGGGUUCUGCACUUCAGAGGGAUGCGAUGACGAGGGGGAAAAUAAAAGUGCGAACGGUGGUAGCAAUGUCUACGGUUACGCCCCCGAAGGUAUCAAACUGCGCGAAAAAAGAAGUAAGAAACGACGGUGAAAAUAUUGGUUAUGGCGGUAGUGAUAAUCGACACUAUAAAGCAAGUGACGAUGGAAUUCCGCUGCAAUGCCCUUCGUCGUAUCCUUCCAAAACGUUUGGUGCAUCGAACAUCAAGGUCUCGUACCAACGAGCUGAGAAGGACGACAUCAAUGGUGACAGUGGCGCGCAACUGUUGCCUCUACAAAGAUAUCACGCUCGAAAUCAAAAUCAGUACAACGGGUGCACAGCGGAUCAAACUAUAAGAGAAACGAACGAUCAUCCUUUCUCUUCCGUGCAGAACAACGCGACAAAUAGCGGCAGCAAUUUUUCUCGCGACAAUUAUACCACGAAGAGGAAAACCAUGUUAGUAACUCACGAUAUUCCCGAUCUUGAUUUUAUCCACGAUAAUCUCUCCCGAUUUCGGGUUUCGAAGUCAUCCCAGGUUCUCUUGGAGGAAUACCAAAACGAAAAACAAAGUUAUCGCAAAAACUAUCCAUUCGAUAAUGAGAUGAUGCUUGAUCAAGAUUCGUCCGAAAGGGAGCGGCAGAAACAAGCGCUUUUGCUCAAGGGAUAUCGGCUGCGGUCCAAAAUUCGAGCGGAGUGUCGUGCUUCCCUAGCCCUUUCAAUCGAGGAAACGCUCAAGAUCAUUUACUGUGAUUCCCAUAUCUGCGUCGUCGACAAACCGAGUGGGGUACUGAGUGUACCCGGGCACCGGCGGAACCCCUCUCUGGCCAAUCUCGUUUACGACACGAUUGAUCCCUCGUCGUACGAUACCGAAGGCAGGAUCGUGAACGUCGAUCAGACGGUAGUGCACCGACUCGAUAUGGCUACCAGUGGCAUCAUCGUCUAUGCCCUUUCCAAGGACGCCCUGCAGAAACUCCAGGGAGAUUUUCGAGACCGCAGGGUCCAGAAGACAUACCAGGCCUUGGUGGAGGGACAUGGUUUGCUAUCGUCACGAGACAGAACGGGGGACCAAUCACAAACGCUGCGUUGCUGCGGUACCACCGAGGGAGAAAUCGACGUCGCCCUUGAGCGGGAUCCCAAGAAUCCGCCCUACAUGCGCAUAGCGCAGACGAGAGCCGAGAAACAAUACGGCGGGGAUGCCGACGAACAAAAACACAAGUUUUGGCGGGAGGCCCCCAAACCGAGCAAGACGACCUGGUCGGUCCUGUCCUACGAGCACGACAACGACGGGAGGCCACGGACGAGGCUCGAGCUGCGGCCCCACACGGGCCGGACGCACCAGUUGCGGGUCCACACCAGUCAGGUACUGGGGACCCCGAUCGUAGGCGACGAGAUCUAUGGGAAUGGCGACGGGAUCGCCCCCCUUUGCCUCCACGCCCGGCAGCUCUGCCUGAAGCACCCGAUCUCGGGAGCGGAUAUGGUCUUCGAGGCCGAUCCCCCCUUUUGAGAAUGGACGAGAGGGAUGUUUUCGAAGGAAACCGAGACGGAACACACGGCACCCAUAGCACACGCGUGGUACCUUGUAAAAGCGAAAGCACUGCACAAUGCUGCCAUCAAUCGGUCGGGGAACAUUUCGUCGUUCUGACCUUGAUACGGGAGAAGAGCGAUCGUGUUUGAAGCCAGACAAGCAGUGCGGGGUACGCAAUAGUCGUUGGUUUCUGCAUGUUGAAGGCGAUGCUGGAAACUGUUCUCCCACAUCGAAUCUUUCGUUCUUGCAUUCGUGUUUGCCACAGCCGUUACUAAGUAGGAAAAUCCUACAGAACAUUCCGUGCGAAGCACAGCAGAACC